ACGAACGGGUGUGCGACCGAGCGCAUCACAGUUUCCGCGAUACGUUUCGCGACUGUUUGGCGCUGGAAAGUGUUCGUUGGUGUGCUUUUUUUCAUAAUUUGCUUUACUUUCGUGUACAUCCUACCACCCUUAUCAAUCUUUCUUGGUGUUUGUUUGUGGGUGUAAAAGGGAUAAAGUGGGGAUGAAUAUGAAACAGUUGCAAUCGAAUCAAUAUUACUGUGUACCGUGAGGACAGCAGAAACUGGACAGGUUUUGGGUUUACUUUCUUCAGUGUAGUGUAUCAAUCGAUCAAGCGCACAUUUACAACACGGCCAAAGCGCAAUUCGAUUCUCUUUGUUUGUCGUUUAACCUCGCGAAACUCCCGAUUGUUUACUAGUGGCGGGUGCUAUCUCUUCCAGCAAAAAAACUAGGUCUUGGCAGAACAUUUUUGCUUUUGCGUGGCUGUGAAUGUGGGCUAUAUCGUAAAUUUCCUUCAGUACGAACAACUCGGAACGGAACAGCUGAGUAAACUCCGCUGGAAUUCAAGCAUAGCCAAACAACGAAUUGGUGGCCCGCGAUUUAUUUCGAUGAGAUAAUCAAUCGCUGUAAUGGGCGAACUAUAUGUCACCGUGCGGCCCUGCUACAUUGAACAGCCCAGUAGAGAAGCUCAUUAGCAUUGUGGAGGCAAAAAAAACAUUUACCAUUCUGGUGCCAGAUUGAUUAGUUGUCACCUUUGUCUUUAUGCCGCAGUAGGACGAUCUACGGGAACAGGAAAAUAACAAAACGUGUGAUACAUAAGCUGGAGAAAAGCGUAGACUUAGCAAAUGCAGUGUUGAGUUGAAAUUGUCCCACUUCCCUGUUCGAUGAGUCACCACACUUCACCCGCGAGAAUCAUCAUUGCGAAAAUCGCAUUCAAGUGCACCAUCCCCACUGGCUGUAAACGUGAUAGAUAAGGAAAACUGCGCCAUUUGCUUCUCCAGCCAGCACACACUAUAACGAAUUCCAGCAAGCAACAAUGGAGGUGUCGGCCGAAGAGUGGAUAGAACGGGCGAAGGAAAACAUGAAAAAAUUCCUUAACCGUGGUGGGGCUUGUCGGGGAGAUGAGCCACAAAUGUUGACCGGAGCGGCACUAGAAAAUACGCUCGGUUAUGCCCUGAACCUAACGAUGAAGGAUCCAAACGAGUGGACCGACGAUGAACUGCAGCAGGAGUACAUGGAACAGCUAUGCUUUUAUGACACCGAAUCGCGCAAGACAAUCGACAAGCUAACGCAGCAGAUGUACGCCCAAGGUGUCGUACCGGACGAACCGUGCCAUCUGACGAUCCUGCCGAUAGAACUGUACGCCGAGGGGAAGCUUUACGAGGUGGCCCUGUUUCGGUACCAGUUUGGGGAUCUGCAAGCAACCGAACCGAAAUACAUUGAUUCGUACGGGCGCGUAUACGGAAGCUUCCGGGACUUUUUGCGUAACAACAAAUACCCGUCGGCGGAGAUGAUUUAUCCGCGCGAAGGGCGACUUGAGGCGAGUGAAGAGAAAACUGUGCUGUAUGAGGUCGGUAAAACACCCGCCUGGAAAGCGUACUAUUUUAAAGCGUUGGACAUUGCCACGGGAAUAAUUGGAAUCGCUGGUGCAACUGGAGCCAUCUUUCUGUCCGGUGGUAUUGCGACACCCUUUGUUGCGGCCAGCAUUGGAUCGGCGUUGUACGCAACCGGACGUUCGAUCGACGUGCUGCGCGAUAAAAGCGCCCACCAGGAAUCGUUGAAUCCGUUCCUUGAUUCUGAAUCCCGUACCGCCUGGUUGAGUCUUACUGCACACGUCCUCACCUUCGGAACCAUGCCCCACAUAUCGGCACUGUCCGGUGUUGCCUCAACGAGCCACAGCAUCGCGACGGGAUUCAAGGUGUGCAACUUUAUCAACGAGACGGGCAACAUCAUAAGCGAUCUGGUGAUCUGCGACACAUUGUCGGCAAUGCAUUCAAAUUACUAUAACGCGUCGAUCGAAACACGGUUAGCGCAUGCUGCCUCGAUCUGCUUCUGGACAAAGACCACCAUCAGCAUCCGGCAGGCGGAACUGAUGAUGAAGAACAAUGCAAUCGUUGCGCUGAAGCUGUUCGGGUUUGAGGAUCAUUGCUGCGAGUACUUUAACAACGAUUCGCACGCGAUCGAUAUUGGGUUAAGAAUUGCGAAGCAUUCGCUUGAGACCAAUGUGCAGAUCGUGUCCGAUCCGAGUGAUCCCGGUGCGAUACGGAUCGAUGGUACCCGGUUCCCUAUAAAGGAACUGUUGCGAUUAGAGCCAAAUGAAGUCGAAUUGCUGUUUGAAGCUUUGCAAGGUGUUUCGCCGACGCAAGACGAUCGGACACUGUUCGAUGAAAUGCGCCUGUUGGUUUGUUCGGUGAAAAACUCCGAUGAAGAAGCAAAGUUAAGCGUACUGGUACGUCUGCUCGCCGCGGAAGCAGAACGGGAGUGUCUACCGGUUAACGAUGUAAUGGAAAUGUUGCUUCAAACAUAUGCCGCCAUUAAACGAUACGAAGAGUCGGCAAAUGUUAAGCCUACCACAUUCCAGCUAUCAGCGGAACAGGAGGGACUAUGUGUAGGACGCGGCCUGUGGUUGCGAUUGAAACGGGCGUACAUUUUGUUUGCAUCCAAACGAACACCAACUCUACCAGUGGAGCAGGCAGCAGCUGCUGGUGAUAGCAAACCGAAGGACACUGAGCCAACGGUGGAUGAUGAAGAUAAGGAUUCGGAUCGGUUAAUACGGGCAGUGCUGGAGCUGUCGGAGAAGCAGUGCAGCCAGCUGUCCGAAAUAAUGCGCCGGGAUCCAAACUAUUUUUCUAUUUUUAAGCAAAAAUCGUUGGAAGUAAUCGAGAACCGGGACGGUGUCGGAGAGGGCAAUGAGACAACAGUAAACCAAACGGAGCAACUCCUCUACGAAACGCUUAAGGAUAAUAUUCUGAAAGCUUUAGAACGUGAAGGAAAAGAUAGUUAAAUCAUCGCAAGGAACACGCGCUGCGGUAAGUUUGACCUCCUGCUAUCCUUAUGCCAUGUCCUGAACGGGGAAAACGAAUGCAAUGCAUGUUAAUGGAUGGGAGUUUGUUAUUUGUAUUUUUGAAAGGCGUUGAACAAAAAUUAAAACGCAUCUAAUGGCAAGCAACAAAAAAAGCAAUACAUGAAGAAAAAACAUACUUGAGUGAAACAUAUCAACCGUAGCUGCUAACAUUUGUACUCACAUGACUAACUAACAAAACAAAACAUACGAACCAUUUAUUAGCCAAAUUUUUAGAAGCAGUGCUACAACCGAAUGAAUGAAGGAUACAAGCCAGCUUUUUGUAGAGAUCUUAAUGACAUUAGAAAACAGCGAGCAGCGAAAGCUAACUAAACAAAAUAUGAAACUAUACAGAAACCAAAUAGGAACAAAUUUAUGCGGAACCAGUGAGUGUGAGAAACAAAGCGUAACCGAAACAUAUCAAUUCAAAACGAGUAUAAUGUUUAGCUACAACAUAAUAUUAUGGAAGUAUAUUUACAUCACACGGCAUUCGGGAUGAAGUAGCGUCUAGAGAAAAGCGUGUUAGAGUUGCUUCAAAGCAUAAGA
This is a messenger RNA of Anopheles moucheti, 3565 nucleotides long. RefSeq lists its product as uncharacterized. The transcript has 3 exons. NCBI's taxonomy places the organism in Eukaryota, Metazoa, Arthropoda, Insecta, Diptera, Culicidae. The record is from RefSeq and is a predicted model, not a curated record. Bases 995 to 2962 code for a protein of 655 amino acids.